Messenger RNA from Daphnia carinata, 2405 nucleotides. Its product is annotated as insulin-like growth factor-binding protein complex acid labile subunit. The transcript is spliced from 3 exons. The coding region runs from base 102 to 2300 and encodes 732 amino acids. The record is from RefSeq and is a predicted model, not a curated record. NCBI's taxonomy places the organism in Eukaryota, Metazoa, Arthropoda, Branchiopoda, Diplostraca, Daphniidae. Gene Ontology annotation, molecular function: protein binding.
AAGAGAUAAAUAAUGGUGCAUCUAUUGGCCACAUUCAGCACGAUGGAUCCUUUUGAAACACGACUCUUGGUUAGUAGUUGCAUGGAUGCAUUUCAGUGUGGAUGAAAAUUGCGUUAAUAAUGAACGUGUUGGUCGUUAUUCUUCUCUUGUUCCAGGGUAUCCAAUCAGCGCCAUGGUCUCCAUCUUGCCCUCACGAGUGCUGGUGCCACGACUCGUACUUGUCCAGCAUCGUUGAUGGAUGGCAUCCACUCAACCAGACACAGCAAGAUGCAGCCAAUCUCAGCAACAGCACGUCUAAUGAUGACAUUCUAUUCCGUGCCGCAAUUUGUGUUCAACAGCACGAUACGGAAAUCAAAACCCUCCUGGACCGUUUGCCCUCUCAAGCUGAAGCUAUGAAGAUCAUUCAAGCAUCGGACGCCCCGGAAAUUCGCUUGACAUUGAAUCAUUUGACGAAAUUCAUUAACCUGCGAGCGUUGAGCCUCGAAGGAGCCGAGUCCAAUGAUAUCAGCAGCUCACCAAACAUCAUAUUACAUUCAGACAGUUUACGCCCGUUGACUCAACUCCAAUACUUGAGUCUUGUAAAUCUGGAACUGCUGGACGAUCCAUCGCCAGACGAAGUCACGUUGUUCUUAAUGGCCGACAGGGAAGAGCCGUCUGCUACUCCCCAGAUAACCUAUCACAAUGUCCCCAAACAAGAAGAAGCAAUCCUACCGUAUGAGGAGUUUAAAAAGCAGCAACUCGAAUCCCAAAACGAACCAUGGAACGGUUUCUCUAUGCUGAAAAAUCUCGAGUACUUACUCAUCGUCGGUUGCCAGUUACCAGAAGCUUUCAGUCGAGGUCACUCGGGGGCUUUCACGAGUCUCAGGCAUUUGAAAGAGUUGACUAUUCGUUCCAGUCAAAUGCGCGUCCGUCUAGAAAUGGAACCUGGAGACCUGAUGGAGAUAGAAUCUCUUUCUCUGGCUGAUAACGAAUUGCUCGAGAUCGAACCUGGAGAUUUGCAGGGGAUGGGUGCCCUCCACAAUCUCGAUUUGUCGGGGAAUCAGUUGACGCAUCUCACCGAAAACUCUUUCCCCUUCUUACCCGAUUUAGAAUGGCUGGAUUUAAGCGCAAAUCCUCUGCGAGUUAUCUAUCCCAAUACUUUUUCCAACAUUUCAUCCAUUCGACGUCUUUUGCUUGGCUCUUUUCGUUGGAGGGAUGAAGGCAUAACGGAAGAGCCCAUCGAUGGAAUCGAAGUGGUUUCCGUGGAAUUUGGUCCCGAUAGCUUCAACGGCCUCGUGAAAUUGCAAGAGCUUUGGAUCAGUCAGGGUCAUCCGGAAGGAAACAAAGGCCUCCAUCCAAACUAUUUCAAAGAUUUGAGUUCCCUCUCCGAGUUGCACAUCCGAGGACGUUUAAUAUCGAUCGAGGCCGAUGCAUUUGCAGCCAACAGACGUCUGCAAAAUCUCGACUUGAGAAAAUGUCAAAUACGACGUUUGAGCGUCGACGCUUUUCAAUCAUUGCGCAAACUGCGUUCGCUGGACUUGUCGUUCAACGAGCUCACCCAAUUGCCACCGGGUGUCUUCGAUCCAGUCAGCUCUUCUCUGAAAGAGUUGUGGCUCAACGGCAACAGGCUGACGGGCGUCCCGGCCGACAUCUUCUCGGCACUAACGACGACGACCAAGUUGAUCCGGCUGGAAGGCAAUCCGUGGCACUGUACUUGUCAACUAAAUCAAUUGAGAGCGACGGCUGUUAACAAGAUCAAAAUCUGGGAUGCGUUGGCCAAUCGAACCGGAUACCAGUACGACAGGAAGGUGGCCCCUUUAUGCGCAUCGCCCAAAGCAUUGAAAGGAGCAGCUCUCUUUGACGUCAUGCAAAAACCGUUGAGAUGCAACAAAAUAGAUCGACUUGCCAGUGGCCGUAUAGAUAAGACGGCCGCAUAUGGAGAUGACAUCUGGAACGAGCCUCAGCUGAUUGAAGAAGAUGAGACGGUCGACCACGGAGCAGAGGCGGCAGAUGACCAGCAACAUUCUGAAUCGUUGGCCGGCAAAGUUUCAUCGAUGCUGCAGUUGGAUCAAGCCGACAUUAUCGAUCACGGCGAAGAGGUCGUCGAAUCCACUACCCGUUUGUCGUUUGAGACGCCAAGUGUUUUGUCCAAACAAGUCAAUGAUGUUUUGUCUGUAUCCUCAAACAAUUAUCCCCAAGGAUUGGGUCCCUUUUUCCAAAAGAAUGCUCCCUCCGUGACGCUGUCCAAAAAAUCGAUAAAGUUGAGAAUGGAGCAAGAGAUGAAAAAUCUUGUCAAGAAAAAAUAUCUACCAAACCUGUAAUCAAUAACGGUAGAAAAAUAUGUUGUUACUCUAACGGGAUCAAGUAGUUGAUGGUACUCUAUAUCACGUUCGAAAAAACAAGAAUACACUUAGCGACAGACGUAA